Polypterus senegalus (gray bichir) is the source of this 4469-nucleotide messenger RNA. RefSeq lists its product as uncharacterized. The coding region runs from base 233 to 3481 and encodes 1082 amino acids. The transcript has 10 exons. Lineage: Eukaryota; Metazoa; Chordata; Cladistia; Polypteriformes; Polypteridae. The record is from RefSeq and is a predicted model, not a curated record.
UUGUGUAUAAUGUACGGACACACUUACCGUAUUACAUGUAGCCUACACAGCUAUGCAGUCACAAGGAUGUCACGGCGAAGCUGGAUGUUCACUUGCUACCUUAUAUCGAAUCUACGUGCAGUUCCGUCGCUUGUGUACCGUAAUACAUUUAAUCUGCUAAACUAACACACUACUGGCUAGCCAAAUGGAAAACUACGGCUAACGAGCUGGCCGAAUAGCUGCGGCAUCGUGAAUGAGAAUAAUGGCGUUAUCAGGGAAUCCCCACGCUGUUUCUGAGCACGUAACCGUGUUAAAGUCUGGAAGGCAGUCCCAGAUCACCAAGUGCACGACUUGCUGUAGUUUAUACCACUGCCCAUUCUGCAAGCCGACUGUGUAUAAACCUAAUCAACUGUAUGCCGUUCAAAUCCAUUUACAGAACCACUUGAACCUGGCAGUUCGGCACGAAGAUUAUGUUAUUGUAAAAUGUAACUUGGACUGCCGUAAAACAGCACAUUUUCAUUGCUGCUACUGUUCAGCCACUGUGAUCAGGAGGGUACAACUUAUAAGUCACAUUUCGAAAUGCAAACCUUUUCAGUCCUCAGCCAGUCAAGCAGUACACCGCCCGCCAAUAUGCAUAAUCCAGCGGUUAUCAACAGACCCUGCACAAACCUUGUUGCCAGCAUUAACACCUUCCACUCCAUCAUCAGCUGGACCUGCUUUACCUUCCUCUCAGGUACACGCGUCUCCACCUCCUUCUCCGGCCAGCCCUUUAUUACCUCCUUUACAGUCAUCCACACCUCGACCUCCAUCGCCAUCUGGACCUGCAUUUCCUCUUUCAUUGAAAAUGUCUCCUCGAUCUCCAUCACCAUCCGGACUUGCAUUUCUUCCUUCAUUGAAAUCCUCACCUCGCUCCCCAUCUACAGUCGGACCUGUAUUGCCCCUUUUAUUGAAAUCCUCGCCUUCACCUCCACCACCAUGUGCUUCUUCAUUACCUCUGUCUCCUUCACCAUCAAGUGAUCCAUCACCAGCAGUCUUAAUCCCAUCUAGAGUGAAAGUGCAAGUUCAAAAGCAGAUAAGAGUAAAGUGCAUACAUUGUGGGAUGGUAAUUAAUAAAAAGAAUUUGAGAACCCACCUUGGACGAAAGCACAUGGACAUUACAGAGAACAUAACCGCACGAAAACACCUUAAAAGCCAGUGCAUUGACCGUCUAAAUGGAAUCUAUGCUGUGGAAAAAUCAUUUUUCAGUCCGGGUACGCCUAUUCAUGUACAGAAAAAAACAUGGGGGACAAACCAUUCAGUUAUCUGUGAAAUGAAUCAGUGCAAUACACAUGAAGAGCUUUCUAUGAGAGAUGGCUUCCUGCCUUUUGAGUGCAACCACAUUAAAUCUUUAACUUUUUGCACCUUCAGUGUUGAGGACCAAAUUUUCCUGAAAGAAGAGGUUCUGAACCAAAUGGUACAGUUGAAAUGGUUUGGAGAUGAAAAAAAAAACAUUUGUUUAAGAAGGAAAGAGAUGGCUAUUGCCCGUGCUGCGCCACUUUCUGUGGAAUUGACCAUUGGAGCACCUUUAUCUAAAAAAUACAUAUCGGUGUUUGAGCCAAAGGUCUCCUCUUACAGCAGGUUGGGAAGGGUCAUUGUAUCAUAUGACACCAAGACAAACUCUUGGUCCUGCCCAUGUAACAAGUCACAGAGGUCAUGCAUUCAUAAAACAAUCUCUAAGUGGCACCUCUUUCAAACUAACAAACAACUUUUUGAGAAUGUGAUGGGCACAGAAAGUGACACUAUGAUGGACACUUUCCCACAGCUCUCAACCGAUUCCUUAGAUGAAGAGGACCAUGAAGAGUUAGAGAGGACCAUCUAUCCACCAGAUUAUGCUGGAGUAGAAAGAAUGAUCCAGUAUCUUUUAAAAGAGAAGUCUCUCCCCGCAUCUCUCCCACAAAGCAUUGUUAACGCUAGCAGUCGUUACAGCGGCAUUCCAAAGGUUUUGAUUCCAGAGGAGACUAUUUGCACAGAGUGUCCUGAUUUUCAAAUUCUGAGUGAUCCUAUGCUGAUUACCUCAAAAGCCAGAGUAUUAGCAUAUACAGGUGUCACAGAAGGUGUUUCCACAUAUUUUAGGACAUGCUACAAAUGUGGGAUGACGUACCGUUACCAGGAGUGGAAGAGUGGCCUUCAUAAUUUUAAUGAUCAUCUCAUCAUUACUUUGCAUUUGUGCCUUGUUCUUCGGAAUUCUCUCCAGACGCACACAGCUGUUUCUCAUGUGAUUGAAGCACUAGAGGCAACAGCAAAUGCUCGUUUCCCAAGUAAAGAAGAGGUGCUUCAGGCUUAUCUUCACUUUGAAGCCUUAACCAGUUUGGACUACCUGUACUUUUGUGUCACCUGUGGCUAUUACCCUGCAGUUGCCAUCAUGAACUUUCAUAAAAAAGGGGUCUUUAACAUGCCUGGGUGUGAAAUAAAAGCCCCAUCUUCAGAUUUCAAUGGCAAAGUUAAUAUUGAGCAAUUCUGGGAUGCAGUUACCAGGGAGAUUGUAAGCCUUGGAUUUUUAGAAGGUUUUCAAAAGAACCCUUUCAUUGUCCCUCCAAGUUAUGAUUUUUGGGCCCCUUGGAUUGGUUUCUACACCAGGAAAGACGACCUUGUCCUAAAUACAGAACAUGCCAAGCUUAGUACGAAUACUCUGGCUUCGGAGGUAAUAGGCCCUGAAAUGACAGCCGACAGGCUUGCUGAUGAACUUCUAAAUCUGAAGGUGGAAGAAGUGAGGCAUCUUUGCGAACAAUGUGGUGUGGACCCAAACGGCUCUAGGAUGGACCUUCUGCUGAGGCUCAGAGAGCAGAUGAUGAAGUCAAGAUCCUCAUUUGACAAGAUAUUCGAGAACGUUUGGGGAGCCUCUGGUGGUUGGGCAGUAAUUACGUGCCCCUGUGGAGUGGUGUACUCUAUUAAACGUAACAUCAGAGCUGAGUCUCCAAGAGAUUUUGCAGAUCUCUUGCUGUCAUGGAACCACAUACCAAAUGUGUCCAUUUAUGAAUUUGCUGGAGGCCUGGCAACUCAUACGAACCUAAGGGAAUGUAAUACUUUGCCAUUUAGCCCUCAUAUGGGACGACUGCUCAGCCCUCUACCAGAAAAUGUUGAAAAGGCAGAGAAGGGUGAACUGACCGUAGACCUCCCCUGGCUUAUGGGUAAGAAGGCAGAAGAAGAUCCAGAUUGCCAUCCCCUAACUGGAUCAUCGGAGCAUUAUGCACUCUAUAACACCUUUCAUGAAAGCAACACCAAAGAUCCAAGAGAUGUCCUUAGAAAGUCAGAUUUGAUUCCACAGCUAGCUGGUUGGAUAAGAAGUGACACAGUGGAGCAGUUGUUUGCAAGUAUGAGGAAGAACAACUACUUUAUGAACAGUAUGACUCCAUCCAUGCAAGUAUUUCUUACACGAAACAUCAUUCACCACUACAACAGUUCAAAGAAUGAGAAGACCAGCUGCUUAGUGAACCAGGAGAACAACGAGACAACAGAGCAAUAAAACAGAAGGCGUAGCAGAUCCUCUCGGGCUCUGUCAGGUUGGAUGGAGAGAAAUUAAAUUGGAUGGGGUCCUGAAUACUAAGUUCACUGUAUGCCACUGGUGCAUCCUCUUCUACCUCACUGCCAGGCGAGUACUUGCCUCUUCUCCAUACCUGACUUCAGGUCACCCGAGGAACAUUUCUAGGUCAUCUAAGCCCACCUCAGAGGAGUAUGGCUCCACACUAGGAGCUCCCUCAGGUGCCUUUGCAAAGUAGAAACAUUUUGACUUAUAUUUUUGAAAGACCUGCUGAGCCAUCUUUGUGCCAUGUUGAUAACAUGUUGGCACCUUGUUAUAUUCCUAUUACACUCAACCAAAAAAUGCAUAUUAAUUAUGACAUCACAAGAUGACUAAUAAUCGGGGGUGGGGGAGAUGCACAACUCGGGCUAAAAGAUUAGGGCCACACUUUAGAAGAGGGGCCAAUGCACGAGUCGUGAUGUCAACUGCACACCUACAGUACGCAUCACCCAGUUGUUGUCCCCUUUAUAAUGCCAUCCAGCUCAUGCUGCAAUUCAUAGUGACACAGUCUUUGAAAUUUCUUUUCAUGAUGGAAACAAAAAUGAGUCUGAGUUAAGUGCCUUGUUUGGGAAAGGCGUCACGGUCAAUCUUGAAUAGAUGUUAUUUAUUGUGACUGUCUUUUCAAAUGUGUUGUUUUUCAGUUCCGAUUUCAUUAUGCUAACCAUGGGAUGUUUAGAGUGUGGAAAGUCGCCCACUGGGAUACAACGGACAUGGCCAAAAUGGAGUUUAGAGGGGUUUCUGCUCCACCAUAGAUUUUCCAGGAUUCUGUUCAGCAGACUGACUCUACUGGGCUGGCAGAAACGCUGGCCAAAUGCGUGAUGUACAUACAGUAGUUCCAUAUAGGAAAUGGCAGGAUGGCCGAGUGUGGCUAAAUGCUAUUUUAUUAUACUUAUUAAUGCUGUUUGCUGUAUAAAUAAACAUUCAUUUUUAUGCA